CCACAUGGCAGGUAUACUGCAGUGAUAAGGGCUGAGUUUCAAUGGAACUGAACUUUGCUCCACAUUAGAGUUUUACAGCCUCAGGUGGAGUCCUGCUGUUCACUGGCUAUUCGGGAAAUGAAGCAUUACACACACCUCAACUUGGGCUCUCAAGCAGGUAACAGCACCAGCAUGACUGUUUGCUGGAAAUCAUGGCCUAACCUCUUCCACAUCUAUAUACUUCUGUGUGCACCUGGAGUGUUGUCAGGACAGUUCCAGCUGGAGCCGCUGAAUUCAACGGUGCUACAAGGUUCUGAUGUGCGAUUCAACACCACUGUACAAGGAAUAUGGAAGGUUAUGACCUGGACUGUCCAAGGAUAUUUGGUCCUCACGAUUUCUGUCACCGGUAACAUAACCUCAUCUUCAGAGCAGUUCUCUACUAGAUUCUGUUCCACUGGUGUGACCAGCUGUGUGGAGUUCACCAUCCAUAAUGUCACCCGCAAGGAGGCUGGCCCGGUCAUUUGCAGUGUGCUGGGGGAGUUUGGAUCAAAGACGGCACAGCUCUACGUACAACAGAGCGGUACAGUUAACAUCAUGGGAGGAAAUGUGACGGCAGUGCAGGACCAACAGGUGGAGUUCCAGUGUAUAAUAUCUGCCUGGUUCCCCAGACCCACUGUCACCUGGACCCAGAAUGGUCAAGCUGUGGACAAAAACCUGUACAACACCACAAACGUGUUUGAUGGGGAUGUUUUCAACUCCACCACUGUCUUGAAGUUUCAGGCAGUCAGCAACAUGACAGUGGAGUGUCAGGCAACCCUGCCGACACUACCAAGCCCACAAUCCAGCUCUGUGUUCUUGGUGGUUGUUCCCAAACCUCCUGACUGGACCGUGCUGAUAGCUGUGGUCGUGUCCAUUGGAGGUUUUGCUCUGCUGGUUUUGCUCAUCAUUGGAAUAAUCUUCUGCUACAAAGGCAGGAAAGAAAAACAACCCAACUACCAAGAUGAAAUGAGCAGAAGAGUGAGGACACAGAGCCAGAUAAGUAGUGUCAGUGCAGCUGCACUGAGACAGGGCCAAGUGAACGCAGGAUAUGUGCUGGAGGGUCAAACAAGUGUCACUCCCAGUGAACACAGUGACUGUGACUUUUACCAGGCAAAUAGCUCCAAGGUUUUUGAGAUACCCGAUGUUGUGAACAGUAACCCGGCAGGAAAUGGCUACAAUAGUGCCUACGCCACUGUGGAUGAAUCACGCUUCAGGAAACACAGACAUGUCACCAUUGUGUAAGGAUAAACAGAGGACAUCUGCAAAUGUUUAGGAGUUUUAAAACAAACUUGUACAGCACGUUUAAGCCUUACUAGUUUGGUUUCUGUUCUUGUGUAAGUGAAAUGAUGUGACAAAAAUAGACGUAGGUGUCCAUACAAGGUAAACAAGACAGUCAUCAUCGACAGACAUAGAGAAAAUAACAUAAAGCAGUUGUGAUGUAUGUGGUGAUUUGAUAAGAGUCUGGAGUAGAGAUUAGAUGAUAGGUGUGUGUGUGUCUGUGUGUCUGUGUCUGUGUCUGUGUGUCUGUGUCAAACAAUUUAUGUUUCCUUUGGGUAGACUUUAAAGAGGUAGCCUGCACCUUUGAUACUAACUUGUAGGAAAAGCCUGUGCCAUUGGUGUAUGACUUUGUAAAUGUAUUCUAUUGCACCUCAAAUAUUUGUAUCAUUGUAUGAGCUCUUUUUACGUGGACAUAAAUAAAUUGUUAUUACAGUUACAAACGUCAGUUGUUAUAAAUACAAUUGAUGUUUGUAUGAGAGGCUUUAACAUGUGAAGAAUGAGAUAGUAGUGUGCUCAAGGACCGUCUUUAUCACAUGGUACUCAAGAACAAAUGCAGGUGCUCUUGAAGAAAAGGGUCAGCACAUGGGAACAAAAGAUGAACUUCAGGCACUCAUGUGUGGAGCAGAGACAGAAGCAUUCAAAUUAAGUUUAAAAGCCUUUAUUUCAAAACAUGGCUAUUUACAUUAAAAACACCGACCGGUUUCGACUCUGUGGUCUUCAUCAGGGUGCAAAAGGUUAGAGAUUAGUUAAAGAAACCCUCAGGUAUCUUAAAGUUUCUCAUUAACACAUGUAAGCACUGUCCUAAUGUGGUUCAAACAAAGACCUUCACUGAUUUCAAGAGGACAUAUAAGGACAUAUAACCAAAGGAAUUUCAUUAACUGCAAUACAGCAUUUGUUUUAUAUCGUCUAACAUGCCCAUGCAACUGUUUUUUUGUAGGACGCACCAAAAGACGACUUAAGGACAAAC
Molecule: messenger RNA, 2263 nt
Organism: Epinephelus fuscoguttatus (brown-marbled grouper)
Lineage: Eukaryota; Metazoa; Chordata; Actinopteri; Perciformes; Serranidae
Product: immunoglobulin superfamily member 5-like
Exons: 9
Coding region: 118-1260 (380 amino acids)
Biological process (GO): cell-cell adhesion
Source: RefSeq, a predicted model, not a curated record